This is a messenger RNA of Fusarium venenatum, 2406 nucleotides long. The record is from RefSeq and is a predicted model, not a curated record. Lineage: Eukaryota; Fungi; Ascomycota; Sordariomycetes; Hypocreales; Nectriaceae.
AUGACUUAUAACAACCAACCCGUCUUUACAGACUUGGAUCUGCUCGAUGGUUUCAUCAGUGACGACUUGACUCCUUAUGUCUCUGACUCUGCACCGCCAUAUCAAGAUGUGACGCCCAGUUUCAAUACACAACUCGAUCCUACUCAACUAUAUCAACCACAACCCCAAACACAAUCAACCCCAGCAAAAGUCGGAGGGCGUUUCACAAGAGAAUCAGUUCGCAUUUUAAAAAAUUGGCUUGCUACACAUCAAAGUCAUCCAUACCCAAGAGAACCAGAUCGAAAGAUGCUUCAAGAAGAAACAGGACUUACAAAGACUCAAAUCUCCAAUUGGUUAGCCAAUGCACGUCGCAGAGGGAAGAUUCCAUCUAGUGCUUCAUCUCCAGGACACAGCACAAAAGCAAUGGAUAUACCGCCCAGACCCGGUACACCUGCUGUCAGAAACACGUCAGAAAUGGAUCCCCUCCAGAGAUGGGUCGACUCACCGCCUGAAGACGAACCUGCGGCCGUGACAGCCAUUGCUAGAGCUGUAGCUUCAGUAAAACCGUCAUCAGGUUCAACGAGUCCAUAUACGAGACUUUCCCGUACACCUUCAGUCAGAAGUGCUGGAACAUCACGGUCCAGCUCUAUAAGUUCUGUCCAUUCUCAUACUAGCCAAACCUCUUUUGGGCUCAAUGGUCUAUUCAGUCGCGGAUCCUCUCGGCGCAGAAGACGAGCAUACAAGGAAGAACGAAGAUCUUUGGCAACAACACACAAAGCAUUCCAAUGUACAUUUUGCACAGAGACAUUUCGAGCAAAGCACGACUGGCAACGACACGAAAACUCACUACAUUUACCACUCGAGCGAUGGGUCUGCAGUCCCGAAGGACCACGUGGUCAAAAAGAUGACAGCCCUGAAACACGUUGUGUUUUUUGUGGACACGUUGAUCCAGACGAUGCUCACAUCGAAGGGCAUAACUACUCAGCAUGCAAAAACCGACCAGUUCAAGAACGCACGUUUAAUCGAAAAGACCAUUUGAACCAGCAUUUGAAACUCGUUCAUAAUGCCAAAUUCGCAGAGUGGCCCAUGAGACAGUGGAAAGCACCUCCACCAGCAAUUCAAUCACGAUGCGGCUUUUGUAACCUCGUCAUGGAGAAUUGGAGUGAUAGAGUUCAUCAUCUAGCGGAUCAUUUCAAAGCUGGCAAGACUAUGGCUGAUUGGAAGGGUGAUUGGGGAUUUGAACCGCAUAUUCUUGAGCUUGUCGAGAACUCGAUACCUCCUUACUUUAUCGAGACGGAAAGAAAUAGCCCUUUUCCUUUUGAAGGUAGCAGGGCACUUGUCGAAACACCACGGACAGCGUAUGAGUUGCUCAAAUUAGAAUUGGCAUAUUUCAUGCAGAAUCAUUUCUAUCAACACGCAAGGAUGCCAACAACAGACGAAAUGCAACUCGAGGCUUGUCGAAUUCUUUUUGCAUCAGAGCCUUCGUCUGGAGGUUUAGUAUGUUGUUCCUGGUUACGAGAUCUAGUUUUUUCCAACGCGGAAAUAUCUCAACAAGCACAAUUCGGACCUAUGAGAACCAACGCAGAAAGUCGACUCUCAUCAAUGGAAAUCAGCGGCAAGAACAACAUUUUCGAAGGAUGUCCUUUUGAAACACAGCUUCAAGAAUUUGUACAUGCUAAACAGCUCUUGGGGUUAAGUAUAAGGGAUGAUGAAUUGAGAGAAGAGUGUUGUAUGAUUGUAGGGCGUCUUGAAGAAGUCUCUGCAACACCGUCCGACUUUAUCGCCAACUGUUUUAUAAGAUUAAUCCACUCACCAGGCGAUUGGUUACUUCCGUUCCGUCAACGAACAGGUAUUGAAUUAAUCGGUCUUUCAGAAUGUCUCAACCUAAACGCUAUGAUACAAAAUUACACGCGUUUAGAGCAAGAAUUGGGUUCAUAUCUCAACAUGCAACGCGUUAUAGGGUUGGAACCAACCGACGAAGACCUUCGUCAUCAAGCAAGGGUUAUCGUCCAUGGAACGGAUUCACUCCUGAAUCAUACAGCUGCAGAUGACGAUUACUGGCUCGCAGCAUUUAAACAACGACAUUCCACCACCGGCGACACCGCUGAGACAUGGAACACGCCUUUACGACCAGAUCCUCAUAUACUAGCAGCUCGAUCUCUAGUUCUCAAGACAAGUACUGCGUUUUUAAAUGAUCAUAAUUAUUGGAGAUGGUUUACGCAGGAGUUGAGGAGGUGGGUGGCUGCUAUCAUGUCGCCUCAUAAUCCAGCGAGCAGAGUACCUUCAGAUGAAGAGAUUCAACAUUAUGCAAGAUGGAUCAGUUAUAACGAUGAUGAUCCCUUUAAUCAGACUAUUGCGGAGAAUAAGGAUUGGUUGGAGGCGUUUAAAAGGGAUGUUGGUAUUGAUGGGGUUAAACCUACAGGAUGA